Molecule: messenger RNA, 1585 nt
Organism: Baudoinia panamericana UAMH 10762
Lineage: Eukaryota; Fungi; Ascomycota; Dothideomycetes; Mycosphaerellales; Teratosphaeriaceae
Exons: 2
Coding region: 110-1327 (405 amino acids)
Molecular function (GO): FAD binding
Source: RefSeq, a predicted model, not a curated record
CGAAGGUAAGCUCUCAUCUACGUAGCCAUAAGUAGGUCUUCUGCGCCCCGUUUGCAUCUUGCGUCUCCCUCAUUUCUCGCACCAUCGCGAUCUUUCCAACUCAUGCAACAUGGCGAAACAUCACAUCCUCGUAAUCGGCGCAGGCGUUGCGGGACCCGUAACAGCAUACUGGCUUGCCAAAGCCGGCUUCCAAGUGACCGUCAUUGAGCGUUCGUCGAAUAUGUUCAAGUAUGGUCAAGGUGUUGACAUUAACGGGCCGGCUCAGGAGGUAGUGGAGAAGAUGGGUCUGCUGGACAAGAUCAAGUCCAAGACGACGGGGGAGAAGGGCGUAACUAUGGUAGACGACGAUGCGAGACCUCUGGCGUCCAUCGAUGGCGGCGUGACGCAAGAGAUUGAGAUCAUGAGAGGUGAUCUUGCUGAGAUCCUGACUAAGGCGGCGAUGGAGCAAGGCGAGGUGGCGUUCAAAUACGAUAUGACUGUCGAACAAAUCAAGCAGGAGCACGACCAUGUCAAUGUCAAGUUUGGGAAGUCCGGCGAGGGUACUGAAGGUAGCUUCUACGCAGUUAUCGGCGCCGAUGGCUUCCGUUCGCGCACGCGCGCUCUGGCUUUCGAUCCUAAAGACCUCGAAAAUUGCUUCAAAGCCAAGGACAUCUUCAUUGCUUACUUCGACAUCAAAGCUGCUGACGACGAUGCGCCGUAUGCCCGCUUAGAGAAUGCGGUAGGCGGACGUACCGUCCUUGUUCGACCUGUUACCAAGGAGCGCUCUUCAGCUUACGUUAGUGUGACGACGAAGUCCGAGAGGCUGGAGCAAGUUGUUCUGGAGGACAAGCAGACGCAGAAGGCUACUCUGGCUGAGAUGUUCGAAGAUAUAGGAGGGCUUGCGCCAAGGGUGAUGAAGGAGAUGGAGGAGUCUGAGAAUUUCUACUUCGAGCGAGUUGCGCAGAUCAAGCUACCGAGGUGGUCGAGCGGGCGAUGUGUGCUGGUAGGAGAUGCUGGUUAUGCUACCGGACCAAUUACGGGUGAAGGAAGCAAUAUCGCUAUUGUCGGAGGCUACGUCCUCGCCGGAGAGCUUUCCGAGCAGUGCGAUAACCCUCCUUCCGCCUUUCGUGCGUAUGAGGACCGACUGCGGACGUAUGUCGACAAAGCCCAGGAAAUCCCGCUGGGCGGCGCUGCACCUCGACUGCUCAACCCCGACACGCGGUGGGGCAUCUGGACACUGCGAGCGGCGUUUCGUCUGUUUGCUUGGACAGGCGUGUGGAAGUUGAUAGAUCCUGGUGAAGCGGAGAAGCUGGACUUACCUGCUUAUGCAAAGCUGCAUAGCAGUUGAAGUAUUUCACCCCAUCAUUGCUGCCUGAAGAGCAGUUCUUUCAAUCUACUCCUCGCAGCUCGUGAGGUCGGUGAUCCCUGUCUGGUGGUAGUCGACGUAGGCUAUGUAGAUUCAAGUCGCAUCAGUCCUUCGAGCAGCGUGCUGAACGCCAUCUUCUUCAGCUGAUGGUAUGAUGGCAAACGGUGGCAACUCACCGACGGAUAUAGGGUAAUGAAGACGCCUUAGUAGGCAUUGAUAUAUACGUAGAGGCAGUACAAA